This is a messenger RNA of Lactuca sativa (garden lettuce), 540 nucleotides long. The record is from RefSeq and is a predicted model, not a curated record. NCBI's taxonomy places the organism in Eukaryota, Viridiplantae, Streptophyta, Magnoliopsida, Asterales, Asteraceae.
AUGAGACCACAAAAGGAAAAGUGGGACAAGGCCAAACAGGCUAUUCAGGUCAAGAUGAAUAUCUUGCAGUUUUCUGGCUUCGUCUGGCAAGAGAGUGAUGAAAAGCAGAAAGUGAAAGUGAAAGAAAAGCUUGACAAGCAUAAUAAAGAGAAGCUUUUGGAAUUUUGUGAUCUGUUUGACAUGCCAAUUGUCAAGACUUCUGCAAAGAAGCCUCAUGUCACAAACAAUGAGUUGCUUUCAGAGAAAGAACAGGAUUGGUUCAUUGAUUCCCAUGAGGAAUAUAGAAAAGCCAAAAAGCGUGAUAAGUUUAUUUUGCUUGGGCAUUCUUUUGGAGGAUAUGUUGUAUCUAAAUAUGCCUUGAAGCAUCCUGAGCAUAUACAACAUCUUGUUUUUAUGGGACCUACUGGAUUUACCUCAGAAGUUUACCAUAAAUCAGAAUGUCUUACAAAAUUCAGGGCAACAUGGAAAGGAGCUGUUAUGAGCCAUUUAUGGGAAUCUAAUUUUACUCCUAUGAAAGUAAUCAGGGAAAUUGAAUUAUAA